GAGCGAGCGCCGCUUUGUGUCGCGACUCGCGAGACGAGCGCCCGCGCCUGCACAUUGUUAGCUAUCUCUGUGAAAUGUAAUAAACAAUCACUUACAAAGUGAACGCUCAUUAUUUUUAAAUCAAAUACCAUAGUUAAAUAAUUGUGAAGUGUGAUUCUGAUUAUGCAAGUGUACGUAGGCAAUUCAACCCAGUUACCGUUGAGGUGGUAUACCUAACUAUCGCAGCUGUUGAAAAUCUGUGCUAACAGAUAUGUGCCAAAUGAUGCAAAUGUGCUAGUUUCGGAUCAUACACCUCGCACUCUUUCAUCGAGAAGUAAGUAGAGUGAAUAGUGUUAAUGAGUCACGUAUUGUGAAGUGCCCGGAUGAGUCAGUGAGCGCGGGGCUGGUCGCGGGGUGAUGCGCGGCGAGUGCGAGGGGCGCGGCGGGGCGGGCGAGGGGCGCGCGGGGGCGGGCGAGGGGCGCGCGGGGGUGGGCGAGGGGCGCGCGGGGUGGGCCGCGCUGGUGAGCUGGCUGCGCCGCGCCGCGUCCAGCGACAGCGUGUCGAGCGGCGCCUCCGACCGCACCGCCGCCAGCUUCGCGUACCUGCCGGGCGGCGCCUGGCCCGCGCCCGCCCCCCGCGCGCCGCCCUCCCCGCCGCCCGACGCGUACCGCCGCCGCGUGCAGGACCUGCGCCGCGGCUACGAGCGCCACCUCACGCUGCACCGCAAGUACCUGCUGCCGCUGGGCGAGGCGCGCUACGCGAGCACGGUGCCGGCGCGCGCGGGGCGGGGGGGGCGGGGGGACACGCUGCGCCGCGCGCACGUGCCGGGCAAGCGCCCCGCGCCCCCGCCCCCCGGCCGCGCCGCCAAGCGCCCCGCGCCGCAGCCGCCCACGCCCCGCGCCGCGCCCACCGAGAGCGCCACUCUCCCUGCUCCCCGCAACCAACAACGUGAGAACACAAUGAAUUCCAGUGACCGCGACACACCUGCUAACAAACCUUCAAUUUUAGGAGAACAGAACAAUAACAAAACUUCUCAUGUAAAACCGGAGAGACCGAAAAGCGAAGUGAUUACGAAAAUUCGUCAGGACAAAAGUUUCUUGCGGCAAAUAUUCGAAAGCAAAUCGAAACGAAACUCAUCCCUCGAUGUUCCACCGGUGAAACUGUUGCCGAAUAUCAGUGAGCUGGACAAGCAGGCUGCCGAGCUACUGAAGUCUUACAAAUUAAAGGCUUGCGAAAACAAUUCAGGUUCAGCAAGAAGCAGUGGUGACGGAGCCAUGGCGCAUAAGAACUCCGGUGAGACUUGGUUCUGCACCCGCUGUCUCAAGAAGUACGACGCGACGAUGGUGACGUGCCUGGAGUGCCUGGCGGGCGCCGGGCUGCCGCGGCCGGGCCGAGCGGUCAAGCACGAGGAUACGCAGACUAACGGUGUCAACCAACCAUCUCGCAAUGGAACCUCCAACAACAAUACUAUGGAAGAUAAAGAGCUCCUUAAAGAAAUGCUCAAGGAAAUGAAACAUUCGUUGCCAAAAAGGUCAAACACGGUUAUUAAUGGACUCGGUAAAAAGAAAGCUAAUCAGUAUGAAGAUAUUUAUAUAAGUAAAGAAGCUCCUACUCUACCUAUGGGUUCAACAGUUGACCCGAUUUAUAAAAUUGAACCGUCUUCCUCGAAACAAACUGUGAAUAAUUUGCCGGAAAAUAAAGUGAACAGUGUUAGAAACUCACCAGUUAUUAAAGAAAAUUUGCGGCCGAAAGAAUCGGUCGUUAUAACACAAACCACUGUAAUAGUAGAUAAUUCUAAUAAAGAAAAUGAAAAGAGACUUGAAGCUACACGAAAGAAUACUGCCACCCCAGGAAAAGCAUCGCUAGAAACAGAAAAGCCAACUACAGGAACUAAUAGUGGAAAACUCUCUGAAUCACUAACGAUAUCUAUGCUUUUAAAUCCAGUGUAUGUCCCUAAACAAAGUGUGACUAAAGAUAACAAUAUCUCAAACUUUUCUUUGAAGCAAUCUUUUUUAAAUCAACCUUCUCCAAGCAGUGCGACCAAAACACCAGCGUCUACCGCACCCUCAACUUCUUUCACUAAAUUUGAAGCCACUCCUGUGAUAAUACCUACGACCUCUGAAACCAAAUCUACCGAAGCCACUUCCAAAAUGCCUACAGUGAUACAGGGUGAAUCAGGAAGCAAGGAAGCAAAUGCUAUACCAUGUUCAAAUGUAAUAACUAAUUUAGAUACUCGUAAAGUUAACACAAACAAUAACCAAACAAAAGAAACUGCUGUAACAGUAAAAAUUAUUAAAGCAACUGAAAAUAAGCCAUCAUCACCGAAAGUAGAGAUAAAAAAUAAGGAUAAUCUUAUUAAACCGGAUACAAAACCGUUAAAUGUCGACGCAAAAACCAAUCCAGUGGCAGCGAUAUCACCAUCAGAUAUUAAACCAGUUAGCCAAGCAGCGAUGCCGUCCACUUCUUCAACAGUGGCGACGUCGUCGAAUGUCGAGACAGGGAAAGGCAAAGCUCACGUCCGUUUGUCAGGGGAGUUGUCCAAGAGGCGGGAUCUGAUUGCUCAGCUGGAGACGUCGAUAGCGUCGGGCGACGAGCGCGCGGCGGCGGAGGCGGCCUCGCGCCUCGCGCAGCUCAGGCUGUCCUGCUCCGUGCUCUCCUUCUCCUCACAAAUCAUCAACGAUGCGGUACCCACUAUGGCUGAAACCACCAAAACGUCCAAAGUCACUAUAAAACCAACGGAGAGUAGGUCAAAUGAGAAAAGAGAUAAAGUACCGCCAAAGAAAAUUGAUUCAUCGACCCAAUCAGAAGGAACUAAGUGUAUAAAAGUAGUAUCCGCACCUAAACGAGAAAUCGUUGCAGCAGUAAAAAAUACAACCGAAUCUAGCGGCGUCGAAUCAAUACCCAACGGCUGUGAUAAAAUAAAUGUAGCACCUAAAGAAUGUGUAAAAACUGAAGUUGCGAAAGCUUCCUCAGCAACUCCAUCUACUUCGAAAGAACAAAAUGAAGACAGCGAAGAUUCUGUUAUCAUCUCGGUGUGGGUGGAGGACAAGUGGUGCGCGCGCGGGCCGGUGCGGCUGCAGGUGCGUCGCGGCGCGUCGCUGGGCUCGCUGCGGCGCGCGGCCGAGACCCGCCUGGGGCUGCCCGCGCCGCUGCAGCGCUGGGUCGUGGGCCGCGCGCUCGCCGCCCGGGAUACCGACACGCUGGAGCAGCUGGCCGGGGAGAAGCUCGACCAACCCUUCUACUUGUGCCUGGUGGAGCCUGAAACCAAUAGUAAAGAGGCCAGUGUCUCCACGUCGGUCCCGGUGGCAGGCCCGUCCUCGGAUACCCAGUCGCCAUCCACGUCCAGCCAGCAGCUCCCGGCGACCGCGCCUCCCCCGGCGGGCGCGUCCGUGUACGCUGCGCUGGUGCUGGCGGAGCAGCAGGCGCUGACGCCGAGUCCGUGCGCGUUCGAGUGCGGCGUGUGCGUGGAGCGCGUGGAGGGCGCGGCGGGCGUGCUGCUGCACGAGUGCGGCCACGCCUUCUGCCGCGCGUGCCUGGCCGCGGUGGCGGAGCACUGCGCCGAGGCGGCCGCGCCGUGCCCCGAGCCGGGCUGCGCGGGCGCGCUCACGGCCCGCGAGGAGCGCGCGCUGCUGAGCGCCGAGCAGUGGGAGCGCCGCCUGGCCCGCAGCCUCGCCGCGGCCGAGAGCUCUGCGCCGCACUCCUUCCACUGCCGCACCCGGGACUGCGCCGGCUGGGCGCUGUGCGAGCCGCCCGUCGCGCGCUUCCACUGCCCCGUCUGCCAGCGAGUCAACUGCCUGCCUUGCCAGGCAGUGCACGAGGGCGAGACGUGCUCGGAGCACCGGGCGCGGCUGCAGCGCGCGGCGGCGGCGGCGGCGGGCGCGGCGGACGCGGGCACGCGCGCGCUGCUGGCCGACCUCACGGCGCGCGGCGAGGCGCUGGCGUGCCCGCAGUGCGGCGCCGUCAUCACCAAGAAGUGGGGCUGCGACUGGGUGCGCUGCGCGGCGUGCAAGACGGAGAUCUGCUGGGUGACGCGCGGGCGCCGCUGGGGGCCCGGCGGCAAGGGCGACACCAGCGCCGGCUGCCGCUGCGGCGUCGACGGCCGGCGCUGCCACCCCUCCUGCGGGUACUGCCACUAGUCAACUGCUAACUGAUAUGUUGACGUCUUUAAUGGUGCCCGCCAUAUGUCAAGCUGUUAUUAUUAACAAUCUACUAUUCGGUGUUUAAUCUCUCGAUCUCAACGACUUUGUAUUAUACAAAGUCCUUGCUCGAUCUAAUCAUCAAAGGUUAUGUGUCGAUAACUUUCAAUGGGAGUUAAAAAGUAUACUUAGUUUGAUUUGAAAAAGUUUCUAUAAACAUAUUUCAUGUGGCUAGUACACUACUCAUACAUUAGUAUAAGGUGUCUAUGUCUAUAUUAUUAUAAAAUAAAUUAAUUUGUAUGGUAAAA
Molecule: messenger RNA, 4424 nt
Organism: Plutella xylostella (diamondback moth)
Lineage: Eukaryota; Metazoa; Arthropoda; Insecta; Lepidoptera; Plutellidae
Biological process (GO): proteasome-mediated ubiquitin-dependent protein catabolic process; protein linear polyubiquitination
Cellular component (GO): LUBAC complex
Molecular function (GO): ubiquitin-protein transferase activity; ubiquitin binding
Source: RefSeq, a predicted model, not a curated record